Messenger RNA from Vicia villosa (hairy vetch), 646 nucleotides. Its product is annotated as large ribosomal subunit protein eL30-like. The transcript has 5 exons. The coding region runs from base 117 to 455 and encodes 112 amino acids. Gene Ontology annotation, molecular function: RNA binding; structural constituent of ribosome. Lineage: Eukaryota; Viridiplantae; Streptophyta; Magnoliopsida; Fabales; Fabaceae. The record is from RefSeq and is a predicted model, not a curated record. Gene Ontology annotation, cellular component: cytosolic large ribosomal subunit.
ACCCAUUCAUAUAUAUUACAGACAAUUGCAACCUUUUCAAAACCCUAGUGGCAGUGCAUCCAUUUUCAUCUCAGUAGCCGCAUCUUCUCUGCAAAUCGCCACCCAAUCAAUCAACCAUGGUUGCGGCAAAGAAGACCAAGAAGACUCAUGAGAGCAUCAACAACAGGCUCGCCCUUGUCAUGAAGAGUGGCAAAUAUACCCUAGGUUACAAAACCGUUCUUAAGUCCCUAAGGAGUUCCAAAGGCAAGUUGAUUAUCAUUGCUAACAACUGUCCUCCUUUGAGGAAAUCUGAAAUUGAAUACUAUGCUAUGUUGGCUAAGGUUGGAGUUCAUCAUUACAAUGGAAACAAUGUUGAUCUUGGCACUGCCUGCGGAAAGUACUACAGAGUGUGCUGCCUCAGCAUUGUUGAUCCUGGUGAUUCUGACAUCAUUAAGUCAAUUCCUGGUGAUCAGUAAAAGUAGUCAAGAUAUUUGCAUGGUGUUUUCUUUUAUCAAUUUUCUAGACAUUGUUGAAAGAAUUUCUAGUUGUAAGCUCUGUACAAUGCUCAGUAUUUCUAAUAUCCAGUUGAUUGAGCAUUGAGUAAUUUUGACUGCAAUUUUCGUUUCAUUGUGCUGAUUUCUAUAUAGAUUUCCAGUUUGAUAUUUAA